Messenger RNA from Cercocebus atys (sooty mangabey), 4910 nucleotides. RefSeq names its product olfactory receptor 8J2. Gene Ontology annotation, molecular function: G protein-coupled receptor activity; odorant binding; olfactory receptor activity. NCBI's taxonomy places the organism in Eukaryota, Metazoa, Chordata, Mammalia, Primates, Cercopithecidae. Gene Ontology annotation, cellular component: membrane. Bases 91 to 1056 code for a protein of 321 amino acids. The transcript has 2 exons. The record is from RefSeq and is a predicted model, not a curated record. Gene Ontology annotation, biological process: sensory perception of smell; G protein-coupled receptor signaling pathway.
CAGAGAGUUCAGACACUUGAAAAACUCCAGCAUGCUUCGAGCAGAAACCUUGGGUCUGGGCCUGGCCAGAUCUCUCUACCUGGGUAAAAGAUGAAGGCAACAAUACAAAUGGCUUCAGGAAAUCUCACAUGGGUGACGGAAUUCAUUCUUGUGGGAGUCUCAGAUGAUCCUGAGCUCCAGAUUCCUCUCUUCCUGGUCUUCCUGGUGCUCUAUGUGCUGACGGUGGCAGGGAACCUGGGCAUCAUCACCCUCACCAGUGUUGACUCUGGACUUCAAACCCCCAUGUACUUUUUCCUCCGACACUUGGCUGUCAUUAAUCUUUGCAAUUCUACUGUCAUUGCCCCUAAAAUGCUGGUUAACUUCCUGGUUACCAAGAAAACCAUAUCUUACUAUGGAUGUGCAGCCCAGCUGGGUGGAUUCUUGGUUUUCAUUGUGGCUGAGAUUUUCAUGCUGGCUGCAAUGGGUUAUGACCGCUACGUGGCUAUUUGCAACCCUCUGCUCUACGCAGUAGUGGUGUCUCCAAAGGUAUGUCGUCUGCUGGUGUCCCUCACAUACCUUCAGAGUCUUAUCACAGCCCUGACUGUCUCUUCCUGUGUGUUCUCUGUGUCAUACUGUUCUUCCAACAUCAUCAACCAUUUUUACUGUGACGAUGUCCCUUUGCUAGCAUUGUCCUGUUCUGAUACCUACAUUCCAGAAACAGCAGUGUUUAUCUUUUCAGGGACCAAUUUGUUUUUCUCCAUGGUUGUUGUUCUGAUAUCCUACUUCAACAUUGUUAUUACCAUUUUGAGGAUACGUUCCUCAGAAGGACGACAAAAAGCCUUUUCCACGUGUGCUUCUCACAUGAUAGCUGUGGUUGUGUUCUAUGGGACUCUCCUUUUCAUGUAUUUGCAACCAAGGAGUAAUCACUCAUUAGAUACUGACAAAAUGGCCUCGGUCUUCUACACCCUGGUCAUACCAAUGCUGAACCCCGUAAUUUAUAGCCUAAGGAACAAAAACGUGAAAGAUGCACUAAAGAGAUUCCUAGAUAACCCAUGCCGAUCACUCAAACUAAUGUAAAUUUAAAACUAAAACUAUCCUCCUUUAGUGCUUUUCAUUUUUUUCCUGAAAACUGCUAUUUAAAAAAAAAAAAAUGGCAAGUAAUUGUUAGAAAUUCCAUUCAUUUUAGUGGAAAAUGUUUAAUUGUUCUUAUGUCAACCUCACAUACCCAAACAAGAAAACAAUGUCUAUAAAUAAUAAAAAAUAAUUUGCAAAUAAUCAGUUUGUGGACGACUUAUAGAUAAAAUGUAAGCCACUAAAGGGUUUUUAAAAUAAUUUUUAAACAAGGAAGAGAAAGCAUGGUAGUGCGUGUGGAGGUAUGUGGCAUCAUUUCUUGGAAGGUGGUCAAAACACAGAUCAUCCUCCUUGCAAGAGACAUAUUUUGUUCAGCUACUAAAAAUUAUAUUUUUAGUUUUGUAGCAUUUAUCCAUCAAGUUCAACUUUUGUGGAACUAUUUUUAUCUUGUAUUUAAAAAUUUUUAUCACAGAAAAACUACACAUGGAAAUAAGACUUAAGGGAAAACAGGCUAACAAAUUUUUUAAAGGGGAUUUUCUUUUUUCAUUAUUCUCAGUUGGUGUGUGCACCCAAAGCAAAAUGUUGAUGUUCACUCAAGUAAGACACACAAUUUUUUUCCAUCUCAUCAUAAAACAUUUGUGUAAAGUUAAUUGCCUUUGUUAUGAAACUACAAUACCAAGCAGCACUACUUUCAGCAUUUUCAUUCAGUGUAAUUUGAAAAAAAAUUUUAUUAGACAAAAAUUUUUUAAAAGAAUAUUAUCUUUAAAAUGUCGCCAGUUCUUCAGAGUCCUCCUGUUUUUUUAAAGAAAGUUAAUAGUUACUAUGAACUAUAUCUCUUUGCAUGUAAAAGGCUACUAAUGCAUGAUGGAGCGAGGGAGAGUGGCACUUAUAUGUGAAAUAAAGGUAGUGUCUGGAAAUAAAGUACAGUCAUCAUAUUUUCAGGAAGGUUAGAAGCAUACCCUAUCCAGGGACUGUGUGACUGAGAUCAGUAUUUCAACUUCUAACUUUAGCCUUAAAGGAGCAUAAUCACUGAAGCCUUAAAGUAGCAGAAUCACUGAAGGGGAAUACACACUAUAUAAGGAGUAUUUCUGGUCUCAAGGGCAACAUUGAUAAUAGUUCGAUGGCAUUUGCCUUUAUGUUACUUAUUUGUUUAUUUGUGUAUCUUUUUCUACUUUAUGAUGUAUGUACUUGGCUUCAUCAACUGAUCAUUGUAACCAGAGAACUAAAAUUCCCAUUAGAAACAAUUCUUUUGGGUCUGGCUAGAUGAACAGCAUUGGAGUAACAGCGCUAAACUCACUCUUACAUUUAUACCAAUGUUAUGCAUAUUACUAAAUUAGUUAAGGUAAAUAAGUACUCCAGUGUUUUCUACCUUUUAAUUUGGCUUACAUGUGUAUUUUGUAAAAAUAAUGUUUUUUUUUUUGUAUUCAUUUUCUAUUGCUACUGUAAGAAAUCACUACAAACAUAGUAGCUUGUAACAACCCAAAUUUGUUAUCCCACAUUUCUGGGGGUCAGAAGGUCAAAGUGGGUCUCACGAGGUUAAAACCAAGAUGUUGGCAGUCUGUGUUCCUACUGGAACCUCUAGGGACAAUCUGUUUUGCUUUUUGCAGGUUCUAGAGGUUGCAUACAGCACUUAGCUUAUGUUCCCUUUCCAGCUAGCAAUCUCAUCACUGACCUCUGCUUCCACUGCUGUAUCUCCUCUGCCUUUCACCUUCUUCUUCCCUCCCUCUCCUGUGAUUGUCGUGGACUCACACAGAUAAUCUGUGAAAACCUCCUCAUCUCAUGAUUCUUAAUCACAUCAGCAAAUUCCCUUUACAAUGGAAUGCGACAUGUUCAGAUAGGUUCCUGUACCUGUCUUAUUCAUUAGUGCUCAAUGGUAUAGUCUUACAAAAGUUGACAUGCUAUAUAUCCUUUCUAUAUUAUUUACUAUAAAAUUUAUGUAAACAAACUAUACACAUGGCAGCCUUUGAAUAAAAGAUAAAAAUCAGUUGGUUUUAAGUUUGCAAAAGUGUAUACACAUAUACACACUCACAUAACACUUGUGGCACUUUUACUCAUAUGUGAUGAAUUAACUCAAUCAACCAAGCAGACAAGUUUUCAAGGAAACAAGGUAGAAAAAGUAAAUUGUCAGCUCUGGUCUAUGUGUUAAUCAUCCCAUGGGGCAUGUCAGCCUAAAUAAGAGAGGCUCCCUAAAAGAGAAUAAUAUUCAGGAUUACAGCAUUGCAAUGAGAAAGCAAGUGUCAUAUUAAUUAUGUGGGUUAAGAGAAAAAAGGAAGAGAAAAAGGAAGACAAAGGGUUUUAUAGAGAAACAAAUUGAGGAGAAUUACAUAAUUUUUGAGAUAAUUAUCUUUGGCUUCAAAAAUCAGUAAUAAGAGUGAUACUAGUCUGAGGUUGCACAGGCAGUUGCUGGACAGAUGUCCUUGCAGAAGUAUACAUAUUUUUAAGGUUGUGAUGGCCUUUGAGCAAUGUUGUGAUUUUUGCCACCAUUUAUGAUAUUUUCGUUAUCAGGCAUACAAGCAUGAGAACCCUCUCUUGAUAGCCUUUUAUGGCUUUAUUUGUCAGUUCAUGUAUAUGUGUGUGUUUUUUUUUUUUUAAACAUAACUCCAUUUUGAUUCUGACAGCUUUCACAUUUCCCCCUUUUGAUCAAAAUAUUUUUCCAAAAGCACCAAGAGUAAUUCAUAUUGUCAUUAAGUUUUAAUAUUUCUUGGUGCCAAAAUAGACUUGUUCUGAGUUCCUAAUCCCAUCUCACAUUAGAGAGAGUGCUUACUGACUAUGAGUAAAUGACAAAACUCCAUUAGCCAUAUUGAGCAACAUGAGAGGUUUGAAGGAAGAGAAUCACAGGCUAAGUCUACCUGGAAUUCAUUAUUAAGUUCAAUUCUGUCUGUUGCAUAAUCUUUUUGCCAUCAUCUCAAAGUGCUGAGUCAGCAUUGUUUUGUUAGAAAUUGUAUUUCUGGAAAAAUUUAACGAGUGACACACACAAAGUUUAAAAGUGGAAAAUACAGAGUAAAAUUAACAGUAGUAUGAAAGUCCCAAUUUGUGUAAUAGUUUUGACCCUAGACUUAAAGACAACCAAUUGAAUAAAUCAAAUGCCUUUUAUGCUGCCAAGUGAAAAAGGUAGGCCUGAGAAUAGGGAGCCUCAUUAUAGAGUUUUAUUCUGACAUCAUGGGAAAAGCUGCCUAUGGCAUUAAGACAUCAACUUUUUGUCCUGGUUUGUAGUUUGACUGUCUGAUUAUGAUAUCAGGUGGUUUGGUAAACAUUUUCUGGGGCCCAUAUAUGAGGCAAGAGGCUUGUUCCUUAAAAUUUAUCUAGUUUCAGCUUAUAGGGCUUUUGGAACAAAAAAAGUUUGUUUUUAGUAAUUCCAUAGAAAGUUGUAUUGGGAGAAUCUAGAAGACUUGAAAAUUUAGUGUAGUCUACAGGUAAAUAACAAGAACUUAAAAGCAAUGCAAACUGCUAUAACCGAAUAAUGGAUAUAUUAUACCUUUGCUUUAGAAACAUGACUUUUGCUCUGCCUUGAUCACAUAAAAAUCUCAGAUAUAAAAACCUCUUAAGCUAGAGAGCCAAACCAAGGCAGACUUUGGAUUUUGUUUACAUGCUUACAAUCUUAAGGUUCCUAGGCCUGUCAGGAAGUGAUAAUUUUUACUUAAUUCCUUGUAAGGCUGGAAACUGUUGAAAUCUGGCAUUUUAUGCAAAUUUUCAAAUAUGACAUAUUUUCAGUCAAAUCCAUGGUAAUAUGAUCAAUAUUUCUGAUUGUGUCCUCCUGUAAAGAUAAAUCAGAUUUUUACUGAAAUUAUGUUAUUACAUAGAUUGUCAUAAAAAUUAAGAAUACUUAUGAAUAGUUUUUGAAUUGUCAAGGAAUUAAAUUG